Molecule: messenger RNA, 414 nt
Organism: Aspergillus aculeatinus CBS 121060
Lineage: Eukaryota; Fungi; Ascomycota; Eurotiomycetes; Eurotiales; Aspergillaceae
Exons: 3
Coding region: 1-414 (137 amino acids)
Cellular component (GO): membrane
Molecular function (GO): ABC-type transporter activity
Source: RefSeq, a predicted model, not a curated record
AUGGUUACCAUUGAGAAUCUGUUUAUUGCUGCGUACGCGCCCAACGCCCUGUUUGCUUCCCUGGCCAACCCGCUGGUUAUUGGGAUCCUCGUCUCCUUCUGCGGUGUUAUGGUGCCCUACGCGGAGAUUAAUGUCUUCUGGCGGUACUGGAUGUACUACCUCAACCCGUUCAACUACCUGAUGGGCAGCAUGCUGGUCUUUACCGUGUGGGACACCGACGUCAGAUGCACCCAGUCUGAGCUGGCCAUCUUCGAUCUGCCGGCCAACUCCACCUGCGAGCAGUACCUGUCCACCUACCUGGAGACCCUGGGGUCUGCUGCCGACCUGCUCAACCCCAGCGCGACCGCGCACUCGUACGGGCUCGUCUACCUGAUGAUGAAGCUGCGGACCAAGGCCUCCAAGAAGGCCGAGUGA